UUACCACGCACGGUAGAAGGGGUUUCUCUUUUCUCCUUGCUUGAACCAAUAAACAAAUCCUGCUCCUCAGAAGCGCAUUCUCCAGCUGCUACCGUGAGAAAUGUGAAAAAUUGUUGCUUGAAAACGAAAGUGUACGGCACACAGGUUUCAUCGGGACAAACAAAAACAUCGAGACCCGAAAAACAAAUUUGAAUGCCGCCGAAACAGCAGUGAAUUUACACAAAGGUGUGAUAUUGUACAGCUUAAGGAACGUUGCUACAACGAAAGGAGCAGUGCUGGAAAAGGAGUCACUAGUGAUUUGCAGAAUGAUUAGAAAUCUGCUUCAACGAACAUGCCGUUUGAUGCAUUCCUUCUAUUAACGCAGUAUUGAGCUACCGUACAUGUGUCAGGUGAAAAAAAAAAAACAAUCGUUACUUAUCGUGCCAUUUUACCACACGAAUAGCAUCUGUCGAAGUUUCACCGCCUUCGGACGAGCAGUAGGCCUUUGGCGAGCCAUUCAGUAAGCAUGGUCAACAUCAAGUAUGAACGGGUUAAGCAAACGACGGACCACGAAGCUGGCACCGGUGAAGAAAUUGAGCUUGCGGCGAACAGGCGAGCCGUGGACCACCUGCAGCAGGACGCUUUGCACAAUCACAACCACAACCAGUACCACCAAAGUAAUAGUUACGGGCACCACAAUCAGUACAUCGUGGCGACGACCGGUGGGAGCGGAAAGUCCUAUGCAGAUGGACAACGUAAAAACGGAUUUGCCAACCGGAUCAUUGUCACGCUGGUGCUGAUUGUUUGCUACUUUGCCAUGUCGAUCGGGUUGACGUUCUACCAGCGCAACUUGCUGCAGCAAUUUAAACUACCACUGUUUGUGGUACUUUACCAUUUGGUAAUUAAGCUGAUGCUUUCGGCGUUGGUACGCUUCGUGCUGCGUUGCGUAACGAAAAAGCCACGAAUCCUGCUCGACUGGCGAACGUCGGUGAGGAAAAUACUGCCCACUGGUUUGGCCAGUGGCAUCGAUAUCAGUUUUUCCAACUGGGGACUCGAGUUGGUAAAAAUAUCACUAUACACAAUGACCAAAUCUACUACCAUAGUCUUUAUUUUGAUAUUUGCUAUAUUGCUUAAGCUGGAAAAAAAGAGCUGGUCUCUGGGCGCUAUCGUGAUCAUGAUUUCCGGAGGUCUCUUUAUGUUCACAUACAAAUCGACCCAAUUCGAUGCGCUUGGGUUUUCCUUCCUUUUGUUUGCGUCGCUAUCGAGUGGCAUCCGCUGGACGUUUGCACAGCUCAUCAUGCAGAAGUCAAAGCUUGGGUUGCACAAUCCGAUCGAUAUGAUAUUUCAUAUGCAACCCUGGAUGAUUCUUUCGGUGCUGCCCUUUACCAUCGGAUUCGAGGGACAAAAGCUAGUCGAAGGAUACUAUGUGGUGCAGACGAUGGCCCAGAGCGUUGUCGUGGAUAUGUGGCUGAAGAUUUCCUUCGGUGCUUUCAUAGCAUUCGCGAUGGAAGUGAGCGAGUUUAUGGUUCUCACGAACACCUCCAGUUUGACCCUGUCCGUUGCAGGAAUUUUUAAGGAAAUUUGUCAACUGGUGCUCGCUGUUAAGCUGAACGAUGAACAUCUUAGUACCGUGAACGUACUCGGUUUGGUGAUGUGUCUCGGUGGCAUUUGUUGCCACGUGGUGCACAAAUUUUUAACGUAUCGCGAGGAAAACUCCAAACUUGGCUCAUUGGCUUCGGUCGACAAAGCCAUCGGUUACCAGGAAGACCGGGACGAGGAGGACGAUGAUGGAAAAACCGGUACCCUAAAGUUCGGCAAUGGUGUAACACGUUUCAAGAGCGGCCAGUACCGACCGCUGCUGGUCAACGAGGCGCGUGAUGCGGACGAUUCCGACCAUUUGGUGGUCGAAAACCGUAACUACCUAUCGGAGGACAGUGAUCCGGGCGAGAACGAUGCGCAGGACGUGCUGUUCGAUAUUCUGAAACGUCGGGAACGAUAAACAUUCCAAUUGGCCGACCGUUGUGCAUUUAUGUUUGGUUACCCGUUUCUUGUCGGAUGCGAUUGUUGUGAAUUAUUAAGCGAAUUUGUUAUUGUUAUAAUUUACUUAAGCCAUGCUGGUCCGUCCGGGGUCAGCAUUAACAUUAGUUAAAUGAGUCGGGUUGGAACGCUACCGUUGGUUUCCUAUUAACUAAUUCCAUCUACUUGCACAAGCGACGAACGAUUGAAUUUUUUAGAUAGGUUUACUUAAUGUUUUUAAACACGUGCUAGUAUUUCCGUCUUGUUUUUUUUUAUCACCAUGCCAUAUAGAGAAAUACGUUUCAAUUUUAAUCGUACGAAUUAACGCUUGCGGGUAGCUAUGUGGCAUUUUGUGGUGGGUGUGUGUAGUGUGAUUGUUUUAGCAAAGAAGUAAAUUUAAUUUGUUCCUGAACGCUUAGUAUAACAGAUUACAAGCUAGUGUACGGAGGAACGACUGAUACAACAAUGCAUAAAGUUGAUAAUAGAGGUAUUUUACUACUUACUUUUAAAAUCUACGUGAUGUUAUUAUAAUUUUUAAAAAUAAAAACAAACAACGGAUUUGUUGAUGCGAAGGCUA
This is a messenger RNA of Anopheles coustani, 2572 nucleotides long. Its product is annotated as solute carrier family 35 member C2. Gene Ontology annotation, cellular component: endoplasmic reticulum-Golgi intermediate compartment; cis-Golgi network; Golgi apparatus. The record is from RefSeq and is a predicted model, not a curated record. The coding region runs from base 506 to 1978 and encodes 490 amino acids. Gene Ontology annotation, biological process: UDP-glucose transmembrane transport. Gene Ontology annotation, molecular function: antiporter activity. The transcript is spliced from 6 exons. NCBI's taxonomy places the organism in Eukaryota, Metazoa, Arthropoda, Insecta, Diptera, Culicidae.